Microtus ochrogaster (prairie vole) is the source of this 4384-nucleotide messenger RNA. It is a transcript of the gene Chrna7, whose product is annotated as cholinergic receptor nicotinic alpha 7 subunit. Gene Ontology annotation, cellular component: postsynaptic membrane. Gene Ontology annotation, biological process: monoatomic ion transmembrane transport. NCBI's taxonomy places the organism in Eukaryota, Metazoa, Chordata, Mammalia, Rodentia, Cricetidae. The record is from RefSeq and is a predicted model, not a curated record. Gene Ontology annotation, molecular function: transmembrane signaling receptor activity; acetylcholine-gated monoatomic cation-selective channel activity.
GGUUCUGCGAGUGCCCGCGAGGCGGGGGCGCGCUGUCACGUGUGGGGGCGCGCGGCGGCGGGAGCGCGCAGCGCUUUAAAGGCGCAGAAGCGGCUGGAGCGGCUGCUCGGCCGAGGGCGGACGACGGCCGCGGCGUCUCCGGCGAUAUGUGCGGCGGACGGGGAUGCAUUUGGCUGGUUCUGGCCGCGGCGCUGCUGCACGUGUCCCUGCAAGGCGAGUUCCAGAGGAGGCUGUACAAGGAGCUGGUAAAGAACUACAACCCGCUGGAGAGGCCGGUGGCCAACGACUCGCAGCCGCUCACCGUGUACUUCUCCCUGAGCCUCCUGCAGAUCAUGGAUGUGGAUGAGAAGAACCAGGUUUUAACCACUAACAUUUGGCUGCAAAUGUCUUGGACAGAUCACUAUUUGCAGUGGAACAUGUCCGAGUACCCCGGAGUGAAGAAUGUUCGCUUCCCAGAUGGCCAGAUUUGGAAACCAGACAUUCUCCUCUACAACAGUGCUGAUGAGCGGUUUGAUGCCACAUUCCACACCAAUGUCUUGGUGAAUGCAUCUGGGCAUUGCCAGUAUCUUCCUCCAGGCAUAUUCAAGAGCUCCUGCUAUAUUGAUGUGCGCUGGUUCCCUUUUGAUGUGCAGCAGUGCAAACUGAAGUUUGGGUCCUGGUCCUAUGGAGGGUGGUCCCUGGACCUGCAGAUGCAGGAGGCAGAUAUCAGCAGCUAUAUCCCCAAUGGAGAAUGGGAUCUCAUGGGAAUCCCUGGCAAGAGAAAUGAAAAGUUCUAUGAAUGCUGCAAAGAGCCGUACCCAGAUGUCACCUAUACAGUGACCAUGCGCCGCAGGACGCUCUACUAUGGUCUCAACCUGCUCAUCCCCUGUGUGCUCAUCUCGGCCCUGGCUCUGCUGGUGUUCUUGCUCCCUGCAGACUCUGGGGAGAAAAUCUCCCUUGGAAUAACUGUCUUGCUUUCUCUGACUGUCUUCAUGCUGCUUGUGGCUGAGAUCAUGCCUGCCACAUCUGAUUCCGUGCCCUUGAUAGCACAAUACUUCUCCAGCACCAUGAUCAUCGUGGGCCUGUCUGUGGUGGUGACGGUGAUUGUGCUGCGGUAUCAUCACCAUGACCCUGAUGGUGGCAAAAUGCCCAAGUGGACCAGGAUCAUUCUUCUGAACUGGUGUGCAUGGUUCCUGCGGAUGAAGAGGCCUGGGGAGGACAAGGUGCGGCCAGCCUGUCAGCACAAGGCUCGCCGCUGCAGUCUGGCCAGCGUGGAACUGAGCGCAGGGGCUGGGCCACCCACCAGCAAUGGCAACCUACUCUACAUCGGCUUCCGAGGCCUGGAGGGCAUGCACUGUGCCCCGACUCCAGACUCUGGGGUUGUGUGCGGUCGUCUGGCCUGCUCCCCGACACACGAUGAGCAUCUCCUGCAUGGUGCCCACCCCUCCGAUGGGGACUCUGACCUAGCCAAGAUCCUGGAGGAGGUCCGCUACAUUGCCAACCGCUUCCGCUGCCAGGAUGAGAGCGAGGUGGUCUGCAGUGAGUGGAAGUUUGCAGCCUGCGUGGUGGACCGCUUGUGCCUCAUGGCCUUUUCGGUCUUCACCAUCAUCUGCACCAUUGGCAUCCUCAUGUCGGCCCCAAACUUCGUGGAGGCUGUCUCCAAAGACUUUGCUUGAGAGCACCACAUAGGACAUGCACAGAUAGGAGAAGUGUCUGGGAGGCGGGACUUGGAUCCCUCACCCCGUGUCAUGCCAAAUGGAACAACUCUAAAGUAUCUGUGUGGCUGUCAGUCCUUGGUCUUAGUUUCCUGGUUACUUUAACGAAAGAGAUUCCAACACCCUUCUGUUUUUUUUUUUCUUCUUAUACUUACCGUUGUCCUAUCCUUGUCCUCAGCAGGGGCACCCGGGGUCAUUGCCUCCUCUUCACAGCCCUAUAAGGCAGAUCUCAGUGGUUCUAGUCGGCCAGUAGAGGCCUGUCCAGUCGGUGUUCCGUGCCUGCAUGCCCCUCGUCAUGGGCUCACACACCAGAAUUUACUGUCUGCUUGUGUCAUGCGCAGACCCAGGCUGAAACGAAGGCUGAGCAACACUCACUGGGUUCAUUUCAACCACUUCCUUGUGAAAGGAAGGCAAACACAAGUUCAAUUCUCUUCCUGCUUUCCUGUAAUUUAAACGUUUUUUUCCUUUGUCUUUUUGCCUUUACUAAUGACCAACUUUGUAUCAGAAAGUUGGCCUUCUAGAUGAUGUUUUGAGCAAGCUGAUUCCUGUAGAUCUGCACUGUCAAUGAAAUUAGCACCAAGGUUGUAUCACUUCUAAACUAGGACUAGCCCUAGCUAAAGCACUUGAAAGCUGUGGCCCUGCUCACCAUCUGGAGCAAGAUCGUUCCCGGCAUGUAUCUUUUACAUCCAGUAUCAGCAAAUGAUGCACAAAAUUUUUAUUGCUGGUGUUAUGUUUUUUUUAUUAAAGUAACUGGAAACAAAUAGGUGUCUUUUGGUACCUAAAGACCAGGCUUUGUGUCUUUUUGCUAGUUAAAAUUUGAACCCUAGCCUUUGCUUUGACUAUCUGAGUAAUGAUUGCCAUUUUAAAAAUAAUGUUAGAGACUAGCUGUGCUCAUAGUUAGAAGAUGUGUAUGGUUCAAAAUCGUCUCCCCCUUGCUCCCAUUUCCUCCUAGGAACAGUUUUAGAGGAAGAAGGAAAAGGUGGGGACAGAGAGGGAGGAGAGUGUGGAGAGACUUUGCUGUUGUUUUCCUAGAACUCACGCUUGACAGGUGCUUUGCGUCUACUGUUUUGUCCUAGAGAGCUUUCCGUAAGGACAUCUAAAGGUCUACCUCAUUCCUCUUAAGAGCUUCUUAGUGUUCCACUCCAUUGGUGGCUUACAAUUUGUUGGAUUAGCCUUUUAGUGGUGAGCACGUAGCUACAGUAUUUCCAGGUUUCGUGGUGAGCGCAUAGCUACAGUAUUUUCAGCUUUGAUGGUGAGCGCAUAGCUACAGUAUUUUCAGCUUUAAUGGUGAGCACAUAGCUACAGUAUUUCCAGGUUUUAUUUUUAUACACAAGUCUAUAGUUAGCUUUUUAGUGCAUACUUUGCCAUAUUCUUUUCUGACUUAUCUUGGUAUAAAUUCCAGUUUAGAGAUGGAUGUAGGUAGGACUAUGUACAUUUAGACUUCUGAUAAAUAUUUCCAGAUGGUCCUCUGUGGUCAGUGGGUACCCCCACCCAGAGUACAAUGAAAGGGUCAGAUGCUCAGCUCUCUGGUGUUAAAUAUUUUCCUAUUUAAUUUUUCCCUUCCCAAUCUAACUGGUAAAAAAUGAUAAGGCAACAAUAUUCUGCUUUAAGUUCAUUUAACCAUGAGCAAGGUUGAAUUUUUCAUAUAUAUUUUGGUAAUUUCAAUUUUAUAUUCUAUCUUUUAUACAAAUUUCAGUUUUUUAUUCUCUUAAUCUUUGUUUGGCAUUUGUUUUUGAUGCUAUUUAUUGAGUGCAUAUAUAUUGACAUAUAUUAAAACUCUAUGCUGCUAGUUUAUUCAUGGUUUCCAUUAUAGAAUGUAAGAUUGCCCUCUAGAAGGUCUUCCCUGUGUUGAGUUUACAAAUAAAUUUACUCCGUUUUCUUUCUAAACCAGUGUUUUCAUUUGUUCCCCUUUAUAACUUUUGAUUUUUUAAGAUUCAUCAUAAGAACUGUAGAUAAAGAUUUAGUUGUUUUUCUCCAAGGGUGGUCACUUAGUACACUAGACAUACAAUAAAAUAUUUCUAUAAUAUGAGACUCUUCCCUCUGGUCAGAUUGUCACCUUCUAUGUAAAUUAAGUUCCUCAAAGUGCUGUUGUGUUUUUUGGUUAAUCUGCCUCGAUGCUCUUGAUUUCCAAAGCUUUAAUCAUAUUAAUAUUAAUAUUUUCAAGUGGAUACUCUCUUCUGCUCCCUCCCCCUUUCUCUGUGUGUUAUAAGUAUCUUAAUGGGGUCACAAUGGGUUUACACAGCAGGUCUUCUUGUCUGGGAACUCCACAAUUUCAACUUGUAUUCAAAUCUAAUUUUAUGUAGUAAAUAGGACUGUUCAGGAAAGUCCUCCAAAUUUCUUGCUGUUCAUUUCUGGGUAUCUUACUGGGUGAUCACCAUUUUCAGUUGGAUGGCAUUGAUUCUGUUUUCUAGCCCAAUGUAUAGGAAAGUAGUUGAAUUCUGUAUGUUAAUGUUAAUUAGUCACCGUAAUUGUGAUCAUUUUGUUUCUAAGAUUUUCUUUUAACUCAUCCUUCCCAAUAUCUUUGUUUCCCUUUCUAUCCAAUUGCACUUGAGACCAGUAAUUGGCUUGUUUGCAUACUUGCCUUGUUCUUAACGUUGAUGGAUAUUUCAAUGACUCACAGUUUUACUUGUAUGUAAAACUGUAUUUACAUGUAUUUUCUUCAUCACAAUAAAAGCUAUCUGUGUAUCCUU